Molecule: messenger RNA, 3576 nt
Organism: Ochotona curzoniae (black-lipped pika)
Lineage: Eukaryota; Metazoa; Chordata; Mammalia; Lagomorpha; Ochotonidae
Gene: TNFSF13B
Product: TNF superfamily member 13b
Exons: 6
Coding region: 921-2048 (375 amino acids)
Biological process (GO): immune response
Cellular component (GO): membrane
Molecular function (GO): tumor necrosis factor receptor binding; receptor ligand activity
Source: RefSeq, a predicted model, not a curated record
UAACUUUGUUAAGACUGCACAGAAUGUGGCAUGAGAUGGCGCUCAUGUCUGGGGAGGGCAGACAGUGUAUACAAGAGACCUGCCCCAAAGGGGACCUGCAAGGCUCAGAAACACUCGUAAAAUGUGAGUCAGUAUUUGGGUUCUCGGGAUAAUGGAAAUAUUCCAGUCCCUCUUGUAUCUCCAGUAACACAACACGGUCAGGAUGCUUUGGUUACCCAGCUGCCGGGUCUCCAUACAGGUAAUGACAUGUGGGAUUGAAACGUGGAUAAGCCAAGUGAGAGCAGCUGGGGUUGGAGGUGAGGCUGAUUCUCCUAAACAGCAUAUGGCUGAGCAGCGACUGGAUGCCUCGGAAGGCAGCGUGGUGAGCAAAAAUGACAUGGGACACUGCAGCCUGGUGCCCCGGGUGCAUAACUGACUCAUCCAUCAGCCAGGAGUCUCCAGGGAAGAGGCUGUACAUGUUAACCUAAAAAUGCUUUUGCCCCUGACAUUUAACCCAACCAUUUCUUAGUCACCAUCUUUAGAUACCGCAAAUAGCUCCCACUGGACGCGCAUGCCUCUUUAAGGUCCAUGCAAACACUGCUCUCCUGGCUAAACAGAUGCCCUGAUGCUGAAGCACUUAGCUUAUCUGACCUUCACAUUCAUUAUUUUUAUUGCCCUAGCAGGACUUUUAACGCUCUCUUGUCCCGUCCUUGCGCAGUCCUGUGGUCUGGCGAGUAGACUCAGUUCUGUCUUAACCCUAAGGGAUAAGUGCUUAAGCCCGGGCAGGUGCUCCAACUUCUCCCCAGCACGCGCCUGUCUGAGCUCCAAGGUUUUCAGGAGACAGGAGCAGUCUUAAAUCUCCUUGAGCAGGAGUGUAUGAGGUGGCAUUACAAUUCUUGCAAAAACUGAAAGUGAAAUGAGGAAGGCCGAUUGAGCAAUCAAUGGAAGGGCGAACGCCAGUGCAGCGACUGCACGGUUGGUCGUGGCAGAGAUGCAGAGGGGCAGAAAGAAGAGAAUCGAGGAGAACUCUCCUGAGGGGCAGAGCCUGGCCCGGCGAUGUAGUCAGAGCAGGGCACACACAGAUAACAGGAAAUGAUCCGGCAUCCCCUGUGGUCACUUUCUCUAAAGGCCCUAACCUCCCAAGUGCAAGUACUGCAAUGGAUGACUCCACCGAAAGACAGCAGUCCCGCCUUCCCUCUGGCAUCAAAGAGACAGAAGAAAUGAAACUGAAGGAGUGUGUUCCCCUCCUCCUGCAGAAGGAAAGCCCCUCUACCCGCCUCUCCAGAGAUGGCAAGCUCCUGGCCGUGGCCUUGCUGCUGGCCCUGCUCUCCUGCAGCCUCUCGGUGGUGUCUCUCUAUCGGGUGGCCGCACUGCAGGCCGAUCUGUUGAACCUCCGGGCAGCAGUGCGGGGCCACCAGGCGGAGCAGCUGCCUGAGCUUCCUGGGUCAGACACAGCUUCCCCCAAGGCCGACCUGGAGGAAGCUGCAGCUAUCACCACAGGACUGAAAGUGAGUUCAGCUUCAGCCCCAGGACCAGCCUGCCUCCUCGCCACUCCGCCGCCCCCAGCUCCGAGAGAAAGCAACUCCAGCAGGAGCAGCAGGAGGAAGCGUGCCGUGGAGGGUGUAGACGAAACAGCCAUUCAAGAUUGCUUACAACUGAUCGCAGACAGUGACACACCAACUAUACGAAAAGGAUCUUACACAUUUGUCCCAUGGCUUCUCAGCUUUAAAAGAGGAAGAGCCCUGGAAGAAAAGGAGAAUAAAAUAUUGGUCAAAGAGACUGGUUACUUCUUUAUAUAUGGUCAGGUCUUAUACACUGACAACACCUUUGCUAUGGGACACCUGAUUCAGAGGAAAAAAGUCCACGUCUUUGGAGACGAACUGAGUCUGGUGACUUUGUUCCGAUGCAUUCAAAACAUGCCCGAGACACUGCCCAAUAACUCAUGCUAUUCCGCUGGCAUUGCGAAGUUGGAGGAGGGAGACGAACUUCAGCUUGCCAUACCACGAGAGAAUGCGCAGAUCUCACGAGAUGGAGACGGCACUUUCUUUGGUGCCUUGAAGCUGCUGUGAGCUGCUUGCACCGCACGGCUCCUCCCCACCCCGGUGUAACCUCUCUGGGGAAGCUGACCUGCUGCUUGCACCGUGCACAGCUCUUCCCUACCCCGAGCGUAACCUCUCCGGGGAAACACUUAGCAAAAGGAACAAACAGUAGUCACUAUGGCCUUCUCUGUGAGCUAUUUGUUUUGGUUUGCUGAAACUAGUCUGAAACAGGAAAUUUAACAGCCGGCCGCAGACUAUCAUGUGAAUUACAAGAAAUAAAGUCCAUGUAAGGAAAGAUGGAAUUAGAAAGAUGUGUCACUCUAAUUCCUCAUUGAGCAAUUGGCUCACGUCUUCCUAUCUUUGGAGGAAGCGCACAGCUCAAAGGGGCAUUAGGAUUUCUGCAGACCUGGGGCGCUGUGACUGGCCAUACCUGGAGUGUUCGCAUCUGUGGCACAAGAUGGGCAAUCUUUGGUUUAUGCUGUUUCCUUUUCUAUUAAAUAGGCCCCUUUUCAUUUCAGCGAACAUUACAGAAAUAAAACAAGAAUGCUAGAAAUCUUGCAACAGACACACAAGCCAAUCAUGGCAGGCUUCAACUUAAAUACUAACUAUUAUACUCCAAGCAGGAUAUUGUUUACAUCUUUUGGGACUUAACUUGUAAUUGUUAUGUCUCUGAGUUUAUCCAAAUGAUUUUCACAGGAGGGAAGAGUCUUUCUCAUUCAUCUGUGCCUCUCUGCACUUUCUGCCAUGCAAGCCAGCUGCCCUCGAAACUCAUAUAGAACAACUCCAAUUCAUGCACAGAACGCAGACACUGAGCUAUAACUGCCCUUCUGCUGGUGAGAAUGCAAUAUGGUUUCUGCUUUAUUUCCUGUUUUUCUGUUUCAAACUGCUGCUGUUAUAGUUCACAUACCCAGCCUGUUGGUAGAGAAUUCUGCACUCGCUCGACAGGCGCUGAGGUUUAGCACAACGUCGUAGCAUCCUUAAGUAUAGCAGAGGCCGGUCCCGCCUUGCCAGGAUCGGGAGGUCUCAGAAGACAGUAUCCUGAUUUCAUUUUUGAAAAAGCUGGGCUUGCGAGUGCUGCUGUGCUGACCUCUCACGCCUUCAGGGCUCCUCGGUGUGCUUGCCUUCGUUCCUCAUGUCAGCAGGAUUUGUCUUAAAUGGUAGAUGCAGGAAUAGACUCCAGUCUACACUAAUUUUCCCAUCUACCCAAAUACAUUUUAAGAUAGACUUUUCAAAACAAAGAACAUGCUUUAAAUUUUGCAUCCAAAAUUAAACUUGUUUAAAUCUCUGAUUUUUCUGAUUCUUGCUUUUUAGUUCAAAUAGAAUAUAUUUUUGCAAUGUAUUUUGUUUUACAAGGUUAUACAUAAAGAAUCGAAAUGGAUGUGGUGGGGUUUGGAUAAUGAAGAAAUGGUUAGUAUUUUUCCUUGUGUUGCUGCUAAUGUGAAUGUCAAAUAAAACAGAGUGCCUUUGGCCUCAUCGUCUGAGUUUGUCAAUACCUAUCGUUUGGUUUCUGUGUAAACAAGUAAAGAUCACUUCAAAAAUCUGCUGAUGGACCAGUGUG